UUGAAACCUAUUCCUAAUAUAUAUUGCUGAUUUCUGCUCUGAUAUUCUGACAUCUCUGCUAGUUCAAUAUUCUAAUGACGAAACAGAGCAGACCUUGGCAGAAGCGGUGAUGUGUUAAAUGACCUAAUUUUAACGACUCAGAUGAUUCCUAACCGUGACUCACUUCUGAUUUUUUUUAUGGAGCAUGAGCUAAAAAAAAGAAGAAAAAAAAAAAGGUUUUCAGGAAAUGUCAGCAGACGUAGAGAGUAAGCGGGGAGUUAUAAAAAGGGGCAGCAAUUGAAUAAAAAAAGAAUCCCUUCUCUGUCUCUGUAGGGCUUGGUAAUUUUGGUAACCCAUGUGGGCGGGGAUUUGAAUGGGCUACAGGCAUAUUAGCUUGUCAGUUUUCAGUUGCUCAGACUUGCAAAAGGGUUUUCCUUAACCUGCAAGUUGUCUGUUCCUUUUAUACAUGCUUCAUUAAAUUCUGUUGUGCAUAUAAAAAAAAAAUAUCCCUAAAAACCCUAAAGACCAGAGAUACCCUUACAACGCUACGCCAAAGGAAAAAAAAAAUCUUCUGGAAUUUACAAGAUACUAAGGUGGAAUUUUGAGAAACUGCUCAAGUGCAUUUAAGAAGUCUUGAAAUAUGAUCACUUUAGGGCUACUAUGGAUAUGUACAUUAAUUGCGAACUCCUUGACUCAUCCUGCAGCAAUAACCCCACAAGACCCAACCCUAAUGAUAGGAUCUUCACUAACCGCAUCUUGCUCAUUGGAUACUGACUUAAACCUGAAAGUAGAGGACCUGUACUGGACCCUUAAUGGGAAGAGGCUCCCAGCAGAGCUGUAUAAGAUACUCAACGGCACAGCUAUGAGCGUGGCUUUGAAUAAUCUGAAUGGAUCCAAGCAGCAGUCAGGAGAUAACCUGGUGUGUCACGGCAAAGACGGGAGAAUCCUGGCGGGCUCAUGUCUUUAUGUUGGAUUGCCACCUGAAAAACCGACCAAUAUUACAUGUUGGUCAAAGAAUAUGAAAGAUCUGACAUGCAAAUGGGCUCCAGGGAGUGAAGGAGAAACCUAUCUGCAUACAAACUACACUCUAAAAUACAAACUAAGGUGGUACGGCAGAGAUAAUACAUGCCAAGAAUAUCACACCAUGGGGCCUUAUUCCUGUCAUAUCCCAAAGGACCUUGCUCUCUUUACCCCCUAUGAGAUUUGGGUGGAGGCAUCAAACAGACUGGGCUUUGUCGCCUCUGACAUAAUAACAUUGGACAUUCUUGAUGUGGUGACCACAGAUCCACCAUCAGAUGUCCACGUAAGUCGUGUUGGAGACUUAGAGGACCAGCUAAGUGUACGCUGGAGCUCCCCUCCUGCUUUGAGGGACUUUCUGUUUCAAGCCAAAUACCAGAUCAGAUAUCGAGUUGAAGACAGUAUGGAAUGGAAGGUGGUUGAUGAUGUAGGCAAUCAGACUUCCUGUCGUCUUGCUGGUUUAAAACCAGGAACAGUCUAUUUUGUUCAGGUUCGGUGCAACCCAUUUGGAAUCUAUGGCUCUAAAAAAGCAGGAAUCUGGAGCGACUGGAGUAAUCCCACUGCUGCCUCAACUCCAAGAAGUGAGAGGAUCACAGGAGUAUGUGACCCGAAGAGUGGUGAGCAAAACUCUACAUUACGAAGGGAGCUGAAACAGUUCUUUGGAUGGGUCAAGAAACACGCCUAUGGCUGCUCCAAUCUCAGCAUUAAGUUGUAUGACCAAUGGAGGGUCUGGCUGCAGAAAUCACACAAAACACGGAACCAGGUAGGUUCUACCAGGUGAUAAGUUAUAGCAUCUUAUUUCAGCCGGGCAGGAGAGCACAAAGGAGGAGGAGCUAAGGACAUUGCGCAGGUCGUCAGUCAAGCAUGAACAUCGUCAGGAAGAAGAGUUUUAACUUCAUCUUGGUGAAUCUGAUGAAUUACUUUACUGAGGCAAAGGCAAGACAGUCCAGCAAGAUGAGUCACAUCAUUUUUCAUUCGAGUUCCACUCCAGAAUCCAUUGUUUGAAGGUGAACAAACAGUUUUGUAGGAGACUUUAUUUUUUACAGAACUAUACUUUUCUACAUUAUCCCUCAGAAUCUAUUUCAAACCUUAUUUUUUAUUUAAAUUUGUACAUUUUGGCAUUUUUUUUACAUUGCUUGCAAAAAUUGAAAUGUUUGUCUUAUUUUUUUUUUUCUAGUAUUUUAUUGUUUAGUUUGUGUAUUAUUAAGAUUAUUGUGCUGUUUUUUUUGUUUUCUUUUUGUAAAUUCAAGUGGUAACAAGGGUUAAAAUAUAAUUUUCUCCAUGAUGGAGUUGAAAAAAACAUCUUGAUAGAACAUGAAAUUAUUAGACAGCUUCACUAGCCAUUUAAAGGAACAGUUAACACUUUUAGAUUUUAUUUUAAACAGUUUAGUUAUGCAUAGUAAAACAAUGUUGGAAUAUAUUUCUUUAUUUAUUUUGUCCCCUUUUCAUGCAAUUUAGCUCUGAAAAUUGUGACUUUUCUAAUUUUCAGAAAUGACUAAGCCCACUGCAGAUCAAGGUUAACCCUUUUUGGUUUUAACAGCUAACAAAUGCAAAACAAUGCACUUUAUACUAACAAUGUGAUCGUGCCUAGCCUUGUUGUGUGCAAACGUAAGCCUGGAUUGGCUCAUCCAAAUAGGACAGGAGGUGGGUGGAGUUUAGCUAUUGAAAAACAAUGCAGCAAACACAAUUUUAAUUUGUUUUAAAACUAUUUAGACUUUGCUGAUAUGCUAUUCUAUUGAAAAACAACAGAAAUGUCUUGUAUUUACAAGGUGUUUGCUGUCCCUUUUAAAAAGAUUUUUUAAGGCUUUCUCAUCCCUGUGUUUAUUAGACAUAAUUGUGAACACUCCAUUCUCUCAUUUACAAGCCUUGGGCAGAUAUUGAUCUUAUUUACAUUGGUAAUAGUAGAUACUGUACAUAAAACAUCAAAAUAUACUAAGGUUCUUUGAUUCAGUACCAUGCGCAGUUAUUUUGAGGUUCUAUAUACUGAUUUAAAAAAAGAUUUCUGAAGCAGAUUAAAUCCAGCAAAUUUAUUUUUCAAAAUGUCUCGUUAAAGCAGCUGUAGUAGUUAUAUUACAUGCCAUAAAAUGGUUGUUUUAAACCUUUCAGUUCAUUGCACAUAUGAAUGUAUGUUGUGUUAGGAAAAUAAAAAUUAAAUAAAAAAAAACAAUUGUCA
Bombina bombina (fire-bellied toad) is the source of this 3169-nucleotide messenger RNA. It is a transcript of the gene CRLF1, whose product is annotated as cytokine receptor like factor 1. The coding region runs from base 620 to 1777 and encodes 385 amino acids. The transcript has 8 exons. The record is from RefSeq and is a predicted model, not a curated record. Gene Ontology annotation, cellular component: external side of plasma membrane. NCBI's taxonomy places the organism in Eukaryota, Metazoa, Chordata, Amphibia, Anura, Bombinatoridae. Gene Ontology annotation, biological process: cytokine-mediated signaling pathway. Gene Ontology annotation, molecular function: protein binding; cytokine receptor activity.